Messenger RNA from Trichomonas vaginalis G3, 444 nucleotides. Its product is annotated as keratin-associated protein family. The record is from RefSeq and is a predicted model, not a curated record. The transcript has a single exon. Bases 1 to 444 code for a protein of 147 amino acids. NCBI's taxonomy places the organism in Eukaryota, Parabasalia, Trichomonadida, Trichomonadidae.
AUGAAGACUCAGGUUCUUGAAACCAUAUAUCCUAUAGGCUCUAUUUAUACGUCAAUGAACUCAACAAAUCCAGAAACAGUUUUAGGUUUUGGUACGUGGGAACAGAUUGUAGAUAAAUUCUUAUACUGUGCUAACUCUUCAAAGCAAACAGGAGGUUCGAAGAAAAUUAAAGAAGCAAACCUUCCACCGCACACUCAUACAGGAACGACAAACUUUUCUGGCGACCAUAGCCACUCAUUAAGAGACCACCCAUUAUACAACUCAGAGUAUGAAGCUGGCCAUGACGUUUUAUCUCCAUCUUAUAACAAUGCAGCAAAAAAGAUUUUUCGACCAACUGAACCGGGAGGAAAUCAUGUCCAUACUUUCACAACAAAUCCAACAGGCUCGGGUGCAGAUUAUAUGCCACCAUUUGUGACUGUAUUUGCAUGGUACCGCGUUCAAUGA